UAUCCUCUGCUGGGUCUGGCAUUGCUUCAUCACAACAUCGUAGGUUUUUUUUAAUAUAUAGAUGUCCUAGUGAUGACGUAGCAUUGUCUUACCAGGCUCACCGCCUGACGAGUGAGCGGGUCAUUGUAAUUCUCUUGGGUUUAUUAUUUUCUUGUCUAUCGAUUGGUUUAUUAUAUUUUUUUAAAAUCGAUAUAAGUAAUCAAAAGGUUAAUUUUUAUAUUUCAGAUCAGGUUCCCAACUUCCAACUGAAGCUAAUAUAGAGUGAUUUAUGAAGGACAAAUUGUUACAGAAAGAACAAUGUUAAUUAAUUUCUGUUCCUUUAUUGAUCCCCGGUUACCACAUGACAGUGUAUUUUUUAUUGUUACCAUAUGACAUGUAAUUUUUUUUUAUUGUUACCAUAUGACAGUGUAUAUUUUUUUAUUGUUACCAUAUGGCAGUGUAUUUUUCAUGUGAUAUUUUUCAUACAUUUGAUUUACUUCAAAUAAACUAUAUUCGUCUCCUCCCAUAUUCGCCCCCCCCCCUUCACACUCAUAUUUUAUCUGGGGAAUCAUCUGUUAAUGUUUCUGUCGUACAUUGCCCUUUAUUUGUAUUGCCUUUUAAAAAUAAACCCGUGACUCCAUCGCCACACAAUUGGAUUAAAUUUUUCAAAUCUCCAAGUUUACAAAUAUAUACAUGUAUAUCCACCAGUAAUUGCCUAUAUUAACGCCUAGAGCUAUGACAAUUAUGCUGAUCUACACCACACCUACACAUUUUUAAAAAAAAUGGUUGAGAACAAUAUGAAGCGACUGGGAUCGUUGCAGUUUUCUUUCCUAUUUCUGAAUGUUAUUUUCUGGGCUGUCGGGAUCGGGAUCGUGGGAUUUGUGUCCUGGACUUUAUCGUCCCUCCCUAGUGGCACAGAGUUCCUGUCGGUGGCAUUUGUUUUCCUGUACAUCAUUCUGUUUCUGGGCCUCGUUAUCGCAGCCACAGGUUUGUUGGGAUGCUUGGGCGGUUUGUUCCGGGCUAUCUGUCUGCUCAGAUGUUACACUGGAUUCAUGGUGGCCUUUAUUUUUAUCGAGGUUGCCAUAGCAAUUGGUGCAUACACUCAACAAGAUCAGAUUCCGUCCCUUAUCACCUCUACCUGGCCUCAGCUGAACAACGACACCAAGUUCUCUCUACAAGCUGAGUUGGAGUGUUGUGGCAUCAACAAUUACACGGAGUACGGGCUGGAGUUGAUGGACAUACCAGAAAGCUGCUUCAAGGUUUACGACACAUUGACGGUUCACACCAAAUCAUGGACUUUACUCUUCGAGACACCUUGUCUUCAACAAAUAGAGAAUUGGUUCAGAACUAACUUGCCUAUUUGGGUAACCAUCUUGAUCCUGAUAUGUAUCAUACAAUUUGUGAGUAUGGGAUUAGGAAUAUCCGUCAGUGUAAAGAUAGAGGAGAACAUGGUGGUCCACCCCGCGCCCGAUCCCCCUGACGAGGAGCAACCACCAGAUGGUGCUACUAUUAUUUGUUCGGAAUCGCCCCAUCCAGAAUCAUCACGCAUGAGUGAAUUCUCUGAUCAACAGUCCACGUCCUCCCUUUCAGGAGAGACGACGACCGGGAAACUGUCUGAAGUUCCGGAGGAAGACGAGGAACAGCUGUCGUCUGGUGUGGUGUGUUGUGAUUCCAAGGACGAUUUUGACGCAAGCAGAUCUCAGACGCGUUCUCCCACAGAGAAUGACGUAGAUACGGAGAAAGUUCAGACAAAGUCAAACGGAGCGGUAGAAGAGCCAAUGGCAGUUCCUGAAUAUGAUAGCGAGGCAACUGAUAGUGGUAUUAAAGAGGCUGCUUUACUUGUUGUUUACAGCAAUGAAACACAUCGCUAUGAAAAUCAGAAUUCAUCAACAUUGGUUGAAUCCAAGACGGAAGACCUUACGGCGUCCCAAUCCAAUGCAGAAACCACCACAGAUCUAAACGGAGGCAAUGUUCAUCCUCAACUAGAGAAUGGUCAACAGAAUGACGACAUACAACAUCUGAACAAAUCAAUAACUUCUUUACAAAAUGCGAUCAAUGCAUCUAGUGAUGAUAGGCAGGCGGGCCUUGAGCAAGACUUCGGCGCUCAAUCUAAACCAGAGAGUGACAGUCUUAAAAAUGAAGCAGAAACACAGGACGUGCAACGGAUGGAAGGGAUUGGUGACCAAAAAGUUAAAGACCACCAGGCAGGAAGAUAAGAAGCUUAAACAAACGAUGGAAACUGUAGCCACAACGUAGGAAAUGAUCAAUCAGUACCACUCAACGUCCUAGACAUUCAAUCUAAGUAUGAUUAAAAUUCCAAAACGACGAAGUUUCUUCAACUCGACAAGUAAAUUGGUCUCCACAAUCGCCAGCUUAUAGUAAUUAAGACACAAUUUUACUUUGUGAAGAGAAAGGAUUAUAUAAUUGCUAGGGUUAAAGCCAACACCAAAUGACAAGAGGGAUGACGAUGGACGCUUCAGUUUACACAAAUAGGAACUGGCUUUUUUAUUUGAGUUACGCUUCUCAUUUUAAUUAAAAAGGACUGUAUUAACUUUUUAAAACUAAUUUAUCAAUGUAUCUGAAACUUCACAACUAUUUCAAAAGAACACAAAUUCAUGGAAUAUAACUCUGCUGUGUACAUAUAAUGAAAUAAAUGUAUUAGUAGUGUU
Molecule: messenger RNA, 2648 nt
Organism: Ostrea edulis (European flat oyster)
Lineage: Eukaryota; Metazoa; Mollusca; Bivalvia; Ostreida; Ostreidae
Exons: 9
Coding region: 762-2195 (477 amino acids)
Cellular component (GO): membrane
Source: RefSeq, a predicted model, not a curated record